AUGGCUGUCCCACGGCUCUCCACUGGUUGUAUUGAGGAGAUGGUGACUGUGUCUCUUGCCUCAGAUACCAGCCCUGUCAUCCUGCAGCUUCUUGAGUGUAGCAAGGAGCUCAAUGCAGAGGGCAACAUGUUCAACCUGCCUUACUUUAUCUUGACACUCUUGGAUGGUGCAUCCUUUGUUACAAAGGUGGUGCUGCACUCAUCUGUUGUGCCCAGGUUGCACAAUGAGGAGAUCGAGGUGUACAACAUCAUCACUUUGACAUUGUAUGAGAGUUGGGCGAACAUUGUCUCUGACUGGCAAGCAGGCCACUGUUCUUUGGGCUAUGUGACUGCCCCUUACAAAUUUCACUAUGUCUGGCCCCUGCUUCCACAGGCUGUGCCCCCUCCCCUUACAACCCAAAUCACCAUGAUCAGUGUGGGGGUUGUGCCCCCUGACUUUGUUGCACCAAUGCUUCCAGUCCUUCCCCCACCCCCAGUGCCCAUUCCUACCCAGGUCAACUGUCUCCUCCCAAUCAAUUGCAAAUGUACCAAGCUGGUGAGAAUCACAAGGAUCCGACACAAGGAUAAGGGAACAAUCAAUGUUCUCUGCCACAAUUUGAUGGGCGAGAUUGACCUUGUUGUGUGCCAUCCUGUCUGUGCCAAGUUUGCCAAUGUUGAGGUGGGUAAGUGGUUCAAGAAUACUGCCGUUCAUUCCAUGCAUCCCAGCUUGACUUCCACCACCAGCAGAGUGACAUCACUGAGGUCCCUGAUGAUGGGACAAUCCCAGAAUUUCAUUUUAACAUCUGCUGAAUUGUCCAAAUCCCCAAAUUGCCAGAUAAGAAAUGUGCCCUGCAUUAUUGCCAACACCAGCAAUGUCAUGCACAGGAAGGCACUGAGGCAGGCAAGCUAUUCUGAAGGAAACCAGGGAUACACUGCUGGUGCACAGACAACCCGCGUGGACAUGUGGCUCUUGGACAACACUGGUUGCUGCAUUCAUUUGGUGGCUUUCGACAAAUAUUGGUUGCAGUUUGAUGGAAAAGAUGGAAAGCUUGCCCUGCUGAAGAACAUAUGCAUCAACAAGCAUCACAGUCUGUCCCUGAAAACUGUCUCAGACUACACAAAGAUUUUUUGGAACCCUGCAAGCAUUCCGGGAUAUGCUGCGAUGGUCACCUGGCUGUGCAUCCUCAGAACGUUUGGGUGGGACUUUGCAAAGGAUGAUCCUGUGCAAUGGCACCUCUUGAGUGCUGCCUGCAGUGCAGAUGGCGCAGCCUCCCUUGCAAGUCGCCAUCAGAUCACUCUCCCCUUGCUGCUUACCAUCACUGAGGUCUGCACUUGGCACCUGGAUGAGGGUGAGAUCCCCCAGAUGUUCCGGAUCCAGGGCAGAAUCAACAUCAACAAGGAGAAGAGCAUCACAUAUGCAGGCUGCGCCACACUGCACUGCAACACAAAGGCUACCACCCCUGCUGAAGGAUUGCAUGGCAUUUUUGACUGUGAGACAUGUGAUCAGAACUAUAUGGCCCCUGUUGCAAAGUAUUGCUUGUACUUUACCAUUGUGGAUGACAAAGGGCAGACCCAACAUCCAACUGCAUUUGACACUGCUGUGACUGGCAUGCUGAACAUUGAUGCUAGCAUGAUGAGCAUGCUAUAUACGGAUGUGAGGGGCUACCAGCCUAUCCAUGCUUGUAACCUCACUCAGGCUGCUGAGGCUCACUAUGUGUUCACUGUCCAGGCAUCCACGAGAGCCAGUGGGUUCUGGAAAGGACAUAAGCAGUGGAUUGUCACAGAGACACAGAAGAUUGGGCACACAUAUGACAUUAAUGAUGAGGAGUAG
Messenger RNA from Dacryopinax primogenitus, 1809 nucleotides. RefSeq lists its product as uncharacterized. Bases 1 to 1809 code for a protein of 602 amino acids. The transcript is spliced from 12 exons. NCBI's taxonomy places the organism in Eukaryota, Fungi, Basidiomycota, Dacrymycetes, Dacrymycetales, Dacrymycetaceae. The record is from RefSeq and is a predicted model, not a curated record.